GAUUCACAUCAUGUAGGUCAAUCCAAAGGGACAUGCAAUUUUAUGACUGGACUAAGCUUUAGCUUAGACUUACCUCAAACUAAUAGUAAUGUCAUGAAAACUACAUCUUUACCCUGGAGGCUCGAGCUCUUAAAUUUCUGCAAAAAUUGACAACAAGCGCAGCCAGGCUAUGUAGAAGUCUAUGUAACAAACGUGUCUUUGUAGUAAGGAGGAUGGCUGUCUAGAGUAGUAAGAUAACUGAUACCCUACACUUCCGGGUUUGUACAAAUUUAUUCCAUCUACUUUUCCAUAGACUUUAACUACUGCACAAAACAACACAAACACAUUACAACAGAUACAUUAAAAAUAGCUGCUAAAUUAACCUGGCAUAUGUUACAAAAUUAAAUUAGAUUAAAUAAAAAAUAAUAAUAACAUGCGGUAUUGACAGGCCUGGCUCUAUGAAGUUUAUGGCAAAGAGCCUUUCUGCGCAUAUGGAUGAUUUCUCUGUCUUGUCAGUGACUAGAGUCUCUACUGUGCUUUAACUGUUUUCUGUUGUUUCUACUGUCGCCUGCUGUCAUAGUCUAUGCUGCUGUCAUAGUGUACGCUGCUGUAGACAUACGGUCUGUGGCUGUAGGCUCAGUCUAUGCUCACAGGCUUUGGGAUAGAACAGAAAUCGCGCAUAGUGAAUAAUUAAAGUCGGGGGCGUGUCGAGAGGGUGGUCCACAGUUGUUAAUAUAAAAUUCUUGCUAGGAAACUAAACACACACAACAAUCAAAAUGGCUUCGAUCCCUGGGCUGCGAGUGUUUCUUCUCGUUUUAUUUUCUGUAUUCCUCACCGUGGUUUUAGGUUUUGGGCUGCCUGCUUCGCUUAACGCGGUCAUGUGGCUGCUCGGAUUACCACAGACCAGUGUAACGGAAUGCAUCGUUGGACUUUAUUUAAUUUUUGUUGCAUUUGUUGCAAUGCCCAGACUUCCCAGGGGAUGGGUAAAGGUGGAUGGCAAAGCUGUAUUGGUCACAGGUUGCGACAGUGGGUUUGGACUGGCACUUGCCAAACAUUUACACAAGCUUGGCUUCACAGUGUUCGCUGGCUGCCUCCUGAAGGACAAAGGAGGAGAGGGUGCCAAGGAGCUGGAGGAGAUGCACUCAGACAGAAUGAGAGUGCUGCAGCUGGAUGUGUGCAGUGAUGAGCAGACAAACCAGGCUGUGGAACACAUCAAACACUGUUUGGGGGACCCAGAGAAAGGGCUGUGGGCAGUGGUCAACAAUGCUGGUGUGUCCACGUUUGGAGAGGUGGAGUUUACCUCCAUUGACACCUACAGACAGGUGUAUGAGGUGAACCUGAUAGGCACCAUCAGAAUCACUAAAGCUGUGCUGCCUUUGAUCCGCAGAGCAAAAGGCCGAGUGGUGAAUAUAGCCAGCAUGUAUGGGAGGAUGGGAAACAUCAUGCGUUCACAGUACUGUAUGUCCAAAUAUGGUGUGGAAGCCUUCUCCGAUUGUCUUCGAUACGAGAUGAAAACCUGGGGCGUUAAAGUGUCAGUUAUUGAACCAGGCAACUUCAUCGUUGCCACAGGAAUCCUAACUCGGGACAUUGUGGGAAACACAUCCAACAAACUGUGGACUGAGGCCCCUCCCAUUGUGAAAGAGGACUAUGGUAAAGCUCACUUUGAGCAUCAGAUGGCUCUCAUGCGCUCCUAUUGUAAUAGCGGACAGAAGGACAUGGCCUCUGUUUUAGAUGACAUCAUUGACGCCAUAACAUCUAAGCGCCCGUACACGCGCUAUCUGCCCAUGGAGCCACACUUGUGGAUCAGAGUCCAGCUCAUGACUCACCUGCCUGGUGCGAUAUCUGACUUCUUGUAUUUCUAACUCAGCUUAUUCUGAAAUAAGUAACAUAGAAGGCUGCUGGAUAAUAUUGCACACUGAAGAUGAUUUGAUUGUAUUGAUGAUUUAUUUUAUAUUUUCAGAUAAUUGUGUUUAUAUUGACAGUGAACUGGUAAUCUGAACUGAUAAGGAAAAACAUAUGCAUGUGUUGUGCAUUUUGUAUCAUUACAGUGAUUGGUGAGGAUGGGUUUUUCUCUGCCCUGGUGAGAACUGGCACUGUCUGAUGUGAUUAUGUAACAGCACAACCGUCACCCCACUGUUUCUGUCUACUUCUGCUGUGAUUAUCUAGAGUGAAUUUAUGGUUUUGUGAGUGCCUUUUUCUAUGAAUGAAAGUUUAUAUAAAAUUAAUGCUUCUUGGCUGAAUAUAAACAAGCGUUUAAAACAAA
Boleophthalmus pectinirostris (great blue-spotted mudskipper) is the source of this 2242-nucleotide messenger RNA. It is a transcript of the gene bdh1, whose product is annotated as 3-hydroxybutyrate dehydrogenase, type 1. The transcript has 5 exons. Gene Ontology annotation, molecular function: oxidoreductase activity. Lineage: Eukaryota; Metazoa; Chordata; Actinopteri; Gobiiformes; Gobiidae. The record is from RefSeq and is a predicted model, not a curated record. Bases 756 to 1841 code for a protein of 361 amino acids.